Molecule: messenger RNA, 615 nt
Organism: Protopolystoma xenopodis
Lineage: Eukaryota; Metazoa; Platyhelminthes; Monogenea; Polystomatidea; Polystomatidae
Source: the annotation of a GenBank genome assembly
UGGCGCCAGCAGAGUCUGGCCGGCUCCGGGCAACCGGUUUACGGGCUCUGCGAGGCGGCCAGCUCCGCCGCGAGUGGCACCGAGGCCGGAGGCGCUGCCACGUGGAGCGCGGAGCCGACCUUCUGGCUUCCCGCGCUGCGGCCGGCAACUCGAGGCCCCCGGCUCGAGUCCCCCACCUUGUCCGGCCCCGCGACACGGACUCGGCCGCGGCCGCUGCGGCCUCCACUUCAGCCGUCGCCGCAGCCGCAGCCGCAGCCGCAGCCGCAGCCGCCGGCGUCGAGCGGCGUCGGCCUGGCUCGUCUGGCGUCCGAGUCCGGCUUGUCCCGCGCGGACUCGAGCUAUUGGCUCGUGAGUCCGCCGUUCCGGCAGGCCGACGCGCUCAGCCUCCACGUCGAGGUGCACUUCAGCAUGCGCCGAUGCCCGCGACUGCGGCACAGCUCGGCCCUUGCGACGGACGCACGAGAAGAGGGCGCCACGCGUCGAGCAUGUCACGAAGACUUCGACGUGUUCUUGGAGGCGUCGUCAGAGCCGAGAGAGCAUCGACUCAACAAGGACCACUUCCUCGAGGAUCUGGACUUUUCGGUGAGUCGAGUGCUACCACGUUUUCCAGUUUAA